This is a messenger RNA of Clonostachys solani, 2565 nucleotides long. NCBI's taxonomy places the organism in Eukaryota, Fungi, Ascomycota, Sordariomycetes, Hypocreales, Bionectriaceae. The record is from the annotation of a GenBank genome assembly.
AUGUCUAGGAAGAGAAGUCUGGGGGCAUCGCGAUGCGCUGCUCCUGAGAGACCUCCCGUGGACCUCCCAGAUGCUACAAGAUCUCCAUCUGCAGGCCACCAAACAAAUGGCGAUGAUGAGACGGACCAAGUCGCCCAGGUGAACCCUCACAAGCGCAGGAGAAUUCCUCGGGCAUGUGAUGACUGCCGACGCAAGAAGAUCAAAUGCGACGGCAGACAACCAUGUUCAAGCUGCGCUGAAUUCAACGCAGGAUGUACAUACCAGAUCCCGCCCAAGCGUAGCAAGACAUCUUUACGCCGCCCGCAGCCGGACACCACCGAUGAUAUAAAGGCCAGGCUGGAGCUUGCCGAGUCACUCAUCCGCAAGUUUCUGCCGCAGAUUGACUUGCAAACCCUGGGCUCUACAGCUGGCCAGUCAUUGCAAGGCCGUCAUACGCGCGACGAUGUCUCCGGAUCUGGUCAGGCUUCGACUGCCGAGCCACCCGCUGAGAGUGACAAAUACAUCCCUCUGAUCCAGAACGAAGACCAGUUGCGAUUCACCGAUAAUGGCGAGCUCGACUUCCACGGCACUUCAUCCAGCGCUACCUUCUUGAGCCGUAUCACUCAGAAUCUCCCGGAGCUCCUGCGAUACGAUUCCAGGAUCCCAUUUCUUCCGCAGCUCCCACGACCUGGAGGCCCUUCUACCGGCGUAUGUUCCCCUUUUCCUGGCCAUUCCAAAUAUGAUUACUCCAAAUUACCUCCCCGUCACCUGGCACGCAUGCUAUGCGACUACUCUUUCAACCAUGCUUCAUGCCUACUAAGAAUAGUCCAUGUGCCCUCUUUUUACAAGAGCUUCGACACUUUAUACAACUCGGAAAAGACGCAGUACACUUCAGAGGAAGGAAGAUUUGUCGGACUGCUCUACUCCAUUCUGGCCUUGGGAUCUAUGUACGACGUGGAUGAGAAUGAUCCAUCCAACCCAGACCACUAUAACGAAGCCACCACCCGGGGAUACAAGUAUUACUUGGGUGCCAGGUUCUUCCUCCCCGACCUCACUGAGUGCCCUGACAUGACAAGCCUGCAGGCCCUUCUCUUCAUCAUCCAGUUUUUGCAAGCUAUCGGAAACUUGAAUUGCUGCUAUAAUCUGAUUGGAGUUGCUCUACGAACAGCAUUGAGGAUGGGAUUGCACCGUAAUCUCCCCAAUCUAUGCACCACUCCCAUCGAGAGCGAGACGAGAAAACGAGUGUUCCACACCAUCCGUCAGUUGGACAUCUACCUCUCUGCUACCUUGGGCCUGCCGAUUCUUUUGCAGGCCAGGGAUAUAGACCAGCCUCUCCCCACUGCCAUCGAUGACGAGGAUAUUAUACAGGACACACUGCACUCUCCGCCACUAGAGAAACUCUCCAUCAUCCAGGCAUUCAACGCUCAUGUCAGGCUAAUGGAAAUUCUGGCUACAGUAGUCGAACACGUGUAUCCGCCUACAGCCACGAGCAGGACAGCAACACACACCACAUACCUGAUCGACUGUGGCCAGAUUAGAGAAGUAGAACAGAAGCUCCAUGACUGGUACCAUGACCUUCCCGCCAUCUGGAGACCUGGGCAAGACAACGACGUCCAGCUAAUAAGGGUUCAAAUCUUGCUUCGUUUUGCGUUCGCCCAUGUUCAAAUGAUGCUCUACCGGCCAUUUCUACAGUUCUUCAACCAGCAAGAACACCUUGGGAACCCCCCGGACCAGCGACAUCGGGCGUUUGCAACCACCGGCAUCACCGUCUGCCGCAACAUUGUCAGCAUCGGGCUGGAGAUUAGGAAGCAGGCUGCUCUCCUGGGACCCUACUGGUUUAUUCUCUACACCCAGUUCCUAGCGGUUCUAUGCCUAGUUUCCUAUGUAUCCAAUAACCCCAGGAAGCCAGAGUCGUCUGAAAUUCUUGCCGAUGCCGUCGCGGGCAGGGAGUUGAUCUCUAGCCUAUCACUACGAAGUCUCGCAGCCGAUCGGCUUUCUAUUGCUCUCAAUGUACGUGUGCCCUCCCUCGUAACAGAACGGGCAUUGACUGAUUUAUACCAGGCGGUUUUUGAACAGCUACCCAGUCGGUUGGGUUCCACGCCCCCCACGACCAAGAACACCAUACGGCGAUCAUCACAUGCCUCCGUGGAUGUCUUCAGCCCCGGCCCGUCUCUGUCAAAUCUUAGCAACGAUUGGCAGCUCUCCAGCGCCUCGACUCCAAGACUGGCUGCGAUACGGGAAGGCAUUACCACUAACCCCAACGAGCCGACGACACAGGCCUCUUCCAGUGAGGUAACUCCGCCGAGCCUGAUACCUGCAGACCGACUCUUAUUUUCCUUUGAUGACCCCGUUGCGUAUCCUUCAACAACAGCUUGGUCGGAAUCACUCGACCCAGCUGCCGGUCUACGUGACGAGACAAUGCACCUCGUCAUUCCGGAUUUCUUUGGAGAUUUGACUGGGCAUGAUGCUGAGCCAUCCGUGGCGGAUCAAUCAGGAAACAGUGGCGCGGCAUCUCAUCCGGCAUCUGCGUUGUUGUCCAUGGGUAGUGGAGGGUUGUUGAGUGAUUACAUGGCAAAUCUUUUCUAA